AUGGUACAUGUUUUAUUCAGGACCCUGGACGUUUCUGAGGAUGUAUCGUUCGUUAUAACAUCGAGUUUGUCAAAAGAUAUUUCAGGAGACUUUGUGUGUUUGCGCGCGAAUGCGCUGCGCACGAUUGUUCGAAUAUUAGAUUCGCAGACUGCAGUAUCGUUUGAGCGUCAACUUAACACAGCUAUCGUGUCUGAGAAGCCAUUCCUGGCGGCCACGGCGUUGUUUUGUUGUUUCCAUCUUCAGAAAAUAUGUCCUGAAUUGGUGAAGCGCUGCCUUGUGCAAAUUGCUGGUCAAAUGAAUUCGAGCAACGCCACCGUUCAAGCGCAUGCUAUUCAGGUGUUAUCUGAAGUGAAUAAGAAUGACAGAUUGGCUUUGCAUCGAUCAAUAACGAAUUUUGCCUCGGCAGUAAUUGGAAAUCCGGUGGCUGAAACCUAUUUGAUUGGACAGUGUCGCAAGUUGCUGGAGCAGCAACAUGCGGAUUCCAAUUUGGACUCGAGCUUGCUGGAAUACCUGAAUUUGGAACUGACGCGUACCACUGAAGAUAUGGUGGCACUGGAGGCAGCGAAGAGCGCAAUUGCGCUGGCACUGGAGUGCCCGAAGUUCAACAACGACCCUGAGAGGUUCUUGAACGUCCCGGUUGCCCUGAACAUACUCAAGGAGUUUUUGGAGCAUGAUAAGGAUAUGGUUCGGUAUGCUUCAAUUCGUGUUUUAUAUCACGUGGCUAGGAAGCAGCCUCGUUUCCUGAGCACAUUGUGUGAAGACAUUGAACCACUGCUGACGGACUCUUGCAAGCCUGUGGCUGUCCUGGCGUUAAUUACGUUGCUGAAGUGCGACGCGCCGCAUGACAAGAAGUUCUUUAUGAAACAGGUGGGGGACUUGAUUGUUGACGUGUCGGACAGCCAAAAGGUGGAGAUCAUCAAUGCUUUGGAGGAAUCAUGCUUAUCGGACCCUCAGAAGGUAGCUACUGUGGUAAAGUUCAUUGCUGCGCAGUUGCGGGAUGAGGGGGGCAAGAAGGCUAAGGCGUGCGCGGUCAGUACGUUGACUAAGCUUUCGAGUGUGUAUCCGGCCAUACAUGAAGAGUGUAUCGCGGACUUGUGCGACUUUAUAGAGGACUGUGAGCAUCAGUCGAUCCUCAUUUACAUUAUCUCUUUCCUCGGCCUGGAAAUUCCAAAGACCAAGACUCCUGGCACGCACUUGCGGAUUUUAGUGAACCGCGCCAUCUUGGAGACGCCGGGCGUCCGGGCUGCCGCGGUCGACGCCAUGACUUCCAUCGCCCAGCAAUGUCCAGAGCUCGCUCCGGCAGUGGUGGCUGCCCUCAAGUCCCAUAUGGUCAACGAUACCAACGACGAGGUCCGGGAAGUGGUGCACUACAGUCUGAAGGUCCUGGGAGCCGACGUAAAUGUCGACGGGUACGUGUCCGACGGGUCCACGACUAUAAAUGACCUGCUGGUUUCCGAGGACUCGGAGCUGGAGUUCUCGGUAGACGCGCUGAUUGACGAGUGCAACAAACACCUGGCACACAACAACCCGGCUCGAGUGGACGUGAAUCAGCUCCCGAGUGCCGCAGAGUACGAAGAACAAAAACUGGUGGCGUUGCGGAAGACGCAGGCGAAGGCGGGUGUGAUCAGCAGCGCUGUUGACCAGACGGAAGGCGGUGCGGUGCAGCCGGCCGCAGCCAUGUCGCAGGUGCGUACGCAAGACGUCAAGUUGCGCGUAGUCGAAACUGUGGCUAAGUUCACGGAGAACCGCGUGGUCAUCGAAAACGUGGACGCUAUCUCGACGUCCAUGCUGCUCACGGAAACAGAGGCGGAGUACCAGGUUAAGGCGCUCAAGUACGUGUGCGACCAGGGCAAGUACAUUGUCGUGCAGGUGAAUGUCACAAACACUAUCGAAAGCCAGGUUCUCGAACAUGUGGAAUUGCGCACGAGCAGACCCAACACGCCAGUGUAUAAAGUGGCCCUAGUAACCACGAUUCCGGAGCUGCCAUACAAUAUGACCAAGUCCAUUUGGAUGCUCAUGGAACGGGAGCAGGAAUCCGACUUGAGUGAACUGCUACUAGAAAAGGAGGAGAUCGUACUCGGCACCACGCUUGCCUUUACCGUCAACGACGGCGACGACUCUUACCCCGACGACUACGCUAUGAACCAGCUCAAAAUCAGGCCUGAAGAUCUUUUCGGCGAACUGACUUCCUCGCCCGGGGACAUGAUGCACCGCUGGCAACAACUGGAAGCCGAAGAACAGGUUGUAAAGCUGAACUACGGCACGCAACAGGACCCCAGUCAGAUCGUUGACGCCAUUAAGAAGCUACCUAACUCCUAUGUCGCCGAAAGCCCCUUCGGCGCGCCUGGCCAAGUAUUUGUUGGCCUACGGCUUGUUGGCGGCGUAGAGCUCUACACCCUCUUCCAUAUUGUCAGAGCCAACAAGGGCACACUGGCCAAGGUUGCUAUACGAAGUGUAAAUCCCAUUGCCGUGCAAAUCAUGAGCAAAAUCGCUGCGAAAUUAUAA
Messenger RNA from Gregarina niphandrodes, 2505 nucleotides. RefSeq names its product coatomer subunit gamma. Gene Ontology annotation, biological process: intra-Golgi vesicle-mediated transport; intracellular protein transport; endoplasmic reticulum to Golgi vesicle-mediated transport. NCBI's taxonomy places the organism in Eukaryota, Apicomplexa, Conoidasida, Eugregarinorida, Gregarinidae. The record is from RefSeq and is a predicted model, not a curated record. Gene Ontology annotation, cellular component: endoplasmic reticulum-Golgi intermediate compartment; COPI vesicle coat; Golgi membrane. Gene Ontology annotation, molecular function: structural molecule activity. Bases 1 to 2505 code for a protein of 834 amino acids. The transcript has a single exon.